AUGAUUUUAGACAUCAAAAUUUUUUUUAUUUUUACAACAACUACUGCUAUAGCUGUUAGUGGUCUGUAUGUUAAAAAUGUGCCACAAUUAAACGCCGAUAUACCACAAGAGGUAAGGAAAUAUUUUAGCCGGAAUACUGGACAGCCAACAUGGUUUACCUGUCCGGUUGGUUGUUAUUGUACAGGAGAUUUAAGUCAGAACAGCAGCUACGAAUUAGCUGUACGCUGUUAUGGUGGUAAUCUUAGUCACAGUGUAUUUGCAAAAAUUAUUAAAGAUUCACCACAAAAUAUUACUAUGCUAAGUGUUGAAGCGCCAUCAAAUGAACCCAAUCAUUUUUUAUGGGAUGAUAAUUUGAAUCGUUUCAAAAAUCUACGUAUUCUGCGACUAAUCAGUUGUGGUAUUCCGGCGCUUAGCUAUUCCAUUAGUCUAAAGGAACUUGAAGUCCUUGAUUUACGAUCGAACAAUAUUGAAGAAAUUUCGAUUGAUAUGUUUACGGAUUUACCGAAACUAAAAACUCUUGAUUUGUCCAGCAAUCGUUUGCGUGUAUUACCAACUGGUGUAUUUGCUUUCCUACAUCGUAUGGAACGAUUAUCCUUAGCCUACAAUAAUAUUACUGAAUUACCAAUAAAUUUACUGCAUCAACAUCGUCGACUAAAAGUGCUUCACCUUGAUGGCAAUAAAAUUUCACUGAAAAAUUUAAACAGUUUCUUUCGUGACACGCAACAGCUGGAGCGUCUGGAAUUAAACCAUUGCGGUCUACAACAGUACUGGGAACUCAAGCUUGAAUAUUUAACAAAUCUGCAACGUCUUGGUCUUGCCGGUAAUCAACUGGGCGAAAUUCCAACAAUGUUGUUCCGUGGUCAUCAUCGUUUGCAAGCGAUUGAUCUCAGUGACAAUGAUAUUCGGCAAAUACCGAUUGACCCUCUAUGGCAUAGCAAUAUUACGCAAUUGGUGUUGGCCUGCAAUCGCUUGGGUAAUUUAGAACAGUUAAAAAAUGUGGAAACUUAUGGUCCAUUGGAACACUUGGAUAUUUCUUACAAUAAUUUUGAAACUUUCAAGUCUGAAAUGUUGGGUGCAGCACAGAAAACCGUUGAAGUGCUAAAUUUAAGCGGUAAUCGGUUACGUUAUGUGGACAGCCGUUUAACUGAUAAUUUGACAGCAUUAAAAGUGUUACAUUUAGCCGACAAUCAGUUGGUGGAAUUGCCAUCUGAUCUACCGGCUAUAUAUUCGGCGCUAAGAUUGUUGAACAUUUCACAAAAUGCACUCUAUUCAUUACCCUACGGAUCUGCACGCAUUUUCCAAUCCUUGAAAAUUUUGGAUAUUUCUCGUAAUCGUUUCUAUACGUUACAAGCAUCACUGAUGGAAGAUUUUCUGAAUUCUCUUGAUAAGGUAAGCUAA
Molecule: messenger RNA, 1398 nt
Organism: Enterobius vermicularis (human pinworm)
Lineage: Eukaryota; Metazoa; Nematoda; Chromadorea; Rhabditida; Oxyuridae
Source: the annotation of a GenBank genome assembly